Megalops cyprinoides (Indo-Pacific tarpon) is the source of this 2763-nucleotide messenger RNA. It is a transcript of the gene mgat1a, whose product is annotated as alpha-1,3-mannosyl-glycoprotein 2-beta-N-acetylglucosaminyltransferase a. The record is from RefSeq and is a predicted model, not a curated record. Bases 830 to 2353 code for a protein of 507 amino acids. Gene Ontology annotation, molecular function: alpha-1,3-mannosylglycoprotein 2-beta-N-acetylglucosaminyltransferase activity. NCBI's taxonomy places the organism in Eukaryota, Metazoa, Chordata, Actinopteri, Elopiformes, Megalopidae. Gene Ontology annotation, biological process: protein N-linked glycosylation. Gene Ontology annotation, cellular component: Golgi apparatus. The transcript has 3 exons.
AUAGGAAAACGAACUACUUAGCCAGCUGGUUAGUCUCGGAAAUAAAGAACCCAGCAAGAGUCGGACGUGGGGUAAAAUACGAAUAUAGACCUAAAUAGAGGGGCGUAUUGUGCCAACCGUAUUGACGGUCGGUAUCCACGGACAGAUCUUUAACUAGACGCAUCUGAAUGGAUGAACUGAGAUAAGUGCGGAGUGGAGGGAAAAGGCAGAAAUGAGCAACAGCAAAGGUGCCCAUGCAGUGCGGUGUUCAUUGAAGCAAAAGACUAAAAAGUGAGGUCAAAGUAAUGGAAAUGAUUCAUCUAGGAUCGUAGUUGGGACCAUGAAGAGAGAGCUGAUGGCAAAAGGCUGAAGCAAAAAAGACACUCUCCCCCCCACCCCCCCCCCACCCCAGGAUUUCCCUGGUUCUCUUACCUCCUACCCAAUCCUCCCUAUCCUUUCCUUUUUGCUUCUGCGUCCCUCUUUCCCCACCCCACACCUCCUCUUGCUUUCUGUGUACUCUCCAGUUUGUUCACUUAUUACUCAAACAUUCCUGUGAUGGACAUACGUAAACUAUGAAAGUGUUAACUUAUUUAUUAAAUCACAAUACGUGUUUCCCUAACAACCAGUCUGCCUGCUCAUGUCUUCUGUCUGUCAAUCAUUAAAUCAACUCUCCUGUGCUGCAAGUGUGCCUUUUCCCCUUUCUUAAGGUAGCUGUUAAUACCUACAGUGCCGUGAUUGAAUCUCUGUGUGUCAUUUCACUGUGCAGCCCCCUUGUUUUCCUGUUUGUGUCAUUGGUGUCUCCGCUUUGUCUUACAAUUAACUCCUAUUCUUCCUGUGCUCACAUUGGGCCAUGAUCCGCAAGAAAGGUUCCUUUAUAUUGUGUGGUGCUUUCUUAUUUGUCGCCUGGAAUGCAUUGCUUCUCCUUUUUCUCCUGGGGCGACCUCCCCCAAAAAAAGAGGAGGAGUGGAGAGUGGCUGGAGGGAGAGGGGGUGGCGAUCUGGCUCAGGAAGUGAUCCGACUGGCUGAAGAAGUGGAAUCUCAGCUUGAGACCCAGAAGAAACUUCUGAAGCAGAUAUGGAGCCACUGGUCACAAUGGGAAUCACAGAAAGGAAAUGGAAAGAGAGUGAUAGAUAGCGGGAAGGAAGGAAAGCAAGCACAAGAAUUCAGAAACCCUCAGCAGUUGCCACAGCUUCUUCAGAAAUAUCUCAGUUUAGACCAAAAAAAAGGAAAACGGCUGCAAGAUUUUAUGAUUGCACCUAUUCCCAACUCAAAUCUGGGAAGCAAUGAUAAAGAGCAGGCCGUGAACAGAGACAAAUUAGCUAGCAGCAUUACCACCACUGAAGAUAUAAUUCCUAUCUUGGUUAUCGCUUGUGACAGAGUCACAGUGAAGCGGUGUCUGGACAAAUUAAUACAGUAUCGCCCCUCAGCUGAACUUUACCCAAUCAUAGUCAGCCAGGACUGUGGGCAUGCAGAAACUGCACGUGUGAUUGAGUCUUUUGGCAGCCAGGUGACCCACCUUAGGCAGCCCGACCUUUCAGAUAUUCAGACGCGGCCAGAACACAAGAAGUUCCAGGGUUACUACAAAAUCUCCAGACACUAUCGAUGGGCUCUCAGCCAGGUGUUCAACACUUUCUCAUACUCCUCUGUUGUGAUUGUGGAGGAUGACCUAGAGGUGGCACCAGAUUUCUUUGAGUACUUCAGAGCCCUUUAUCCCAUCUUGCGCUCAGAUCCAACUCUGUGGUGUGUGUCAGCCUGGAAUGACAAUGGGCGCGAGGGGCUGGUGGACCUGGGAAAACCUGAGCUCCUUUACAGAACAGACUUCUUCCCUGGACUAGGCUGGAUGCUGCUGAAGGAACUCUGGGCAGAACUGGAGCCAAAGUGGCCUGCUACAUUCUGGGAUGAUUGGAUGCGUCAGCCAGACCAGCGUAAGGACAGAUCCUGCAUCCGACCAGAAGUAUCCCGAACUUUGACAUUUGGGCGCAAGGGUGUUAGCUUAGGUCAAUUUUUUGACCAGUACCUACGAUACAUUAAACUGAACACUGAGUUUGUGCCUUUUACCAAACUGGAUCUCUCUUUCCUUCUCCAUGAGAGAUACAAUGAGGUGUUUAAAAAAGAGAUUUACAGCGCUCCCUUGGUGAAUGUUGAAGACCUACAGAAGGGGGGUAUGUUGAGGGGGGCAGGUCCAUUUCGAGUGCAGUACUCAAGUAAAGACAGUUUCAAGGUCCUGGCUCGCAAUUUGGGAGUGAUGGAAGACUUGAAGUCAGGAGUUCCAAGGGCAGGAUACAGGGGUGUGGUCAGCUUCAUGUCGCGAGGACGAAGGAUCUACUUAGCACCUCCUAGUGGCUGGACCAACUAUGACACCAGCUGGAGUUGAGAAUUGGUGAUAGUGGGAAGGGAAGGGAUGAAAAGACAAAGAACAGAGGGUAUCAUUGAAGAAUAUGCCUAUGCUGGACAAGAAAACUCAUAAACCAAAGAAAAAGAUAAAAAGGCUACACAGCAAAAUGAAUGGGGAGGUUAAGACAUUGGGGGUGGGAAAGGGAGAGAGAGAGUAAAAUCUGAAGUAGAGGCAGUGACAUUGGAGCAGAACCACAGAUGAUUAAUGAGUGGGGAGUAGAGGACACUCCCUGGGAGACUAAUCAGGCAGAAUGGAUUCUCUCCUAUGAGAUCUUUCCUUCUCUCUCAGUCCCCUUAUUGCUGAGUAGAUUUUUCCAUACUGGUUUCUCAGAACACUUUCUCCAUUUUAAUCUUCCAUAGGGAAGGGACUGUAUUUUGGUGUCAGGGCAA